GUCCAAUAAGCAGCGGAGGUUCAGGCUCCUGUAGGCGGUGCUGAGCUCCAGGAGGAGCCGCUCACCAAUCAGGACCCGGAGGUCUGAAGCAGCGUCACACUUACACAGCCGCUCCGACACUUUAAGAGCAGCGUGUCUCCUCUUCUCGCUACUAUUUUCUCCUGAUCAGAGAAAGAAGAAGAGAUGGCAAGAACCAAGCAGACCGCCCGUAAAUCUACCGGAGGCAAAGCCCCCAGAAAGCAGCUGGCCACCAAGGCUGCCCGUAAGAGCGCCCCGGCCACCGGCGGCGUCAAGAAGCCUCACCGUUACAGGCCCGGUACCGUGGCUCUCAGAGAGAUCCGCCGCUACCAGAAAUCCACCGAGCUGCUGAUCCGCAAGCUGCCCUUCCAGCGCCUGGUCAGAGAAAUCGCUCAGGAUUUCAAGACCGACCUGCGCUUCCAGAGCUCCGCUGUCAUGGCUCUGCAGGAGGCCAGCGAGGCUUACUUGGUCGGCCUGUUCGAGGACACCAACCUGUGCGCCAUCCACGCCAAGAGGGUCACCAUCAUGCCCAAAGACAUCCAGCUGGCUCGUCGUAUCCGUGGAGAGAGAGCUUAAACUGUCUGCUGCUCCACAACCCAAUAACGGCUCUUUUCAGAGCCACAUCACUCUCACUAAAAAGCCGCUUCCUCUGCUGUCUUUACACCAUCAACAUUUUAUUUUAUUUUUAUGCAUCGAUUCCAAUCUGUUCUGUAUCAUGUUUUGGUGCUAUCAGUCCCCUUGUACUCGCAUACAUUUUAACUUAAACUUUAAUUGUGGUUACAGAACCUGCCAGGCUACGUCACACCAAUACGUUCACAUUAAUUGUAUUUUCAAAUGGCAGCUAAAACUGAAAAAGAUUUUUAGUGAAGUCGGGGAUGGCACAAUCUAAAACUGUCAUCAAAAGUGAGAAAUUACUGAUGGUUAUAUAAUUUUAGAGCUAGGAUACAAUUAUAGCUACAUCACAUUUUAUCUAAAGCUUUAUUUCAUCAAUUAUGUGAAAAUCCAUGUGAUAAGUGUUGAAAGGGCGUCCUCUGGUGGGCAGUGUCUCUUAGUAACCUGCACAGUAGAAGUCAGAGGGGAAGAGUGAGGAUCACAGCUGCUCAGAAAACUGUUGAGACUGCAGUUUAGUGUUAUGUGUUUGCAAGUUAAAGAAGAAACUGACCAGUUUAUUUAGAUAAUGAAUCUGUUUUAGUAGUUUUCUGGUUAAAUGGUGUCACCAGUGCGGUUUCCUCCUUAAUUGACUGAUAAUGUCUGCACUUUGUGCUUGCUGUGUGUUAUAGUCUUCAUUUAGUUUGGUCAACAUGUCUAAGUUCUGGUUAUUGAUCUCUGUGUAAGAAGUGUUUAGAACAGUGGCAGUAAUAAUAGUUCUAGUAGGUGUGGUGUGCUAUUGAAGUGUGUGUUGUAAGAUAUGUAGAUAUAGUGCAUCACAUCCUUUGGUUUGAGGUUAUUAUGGAAAGAAUUGUGAUCCUCAUUUACCCAUAAGGUCUGCUUGUUAUUACUGAACAAUAAGUGACUAUAAUACACAAUGUAAAUGUAUUCCCUCAUGUUUUCUAUUAUUUCCUUCAGUAGCACAUAACAGGAGUGUCUGCUGAUUGGUGGCAGUUAAUCGAUAAACCCACUGAACCAUAAUUUACCAAAUUCUCG
Thunnus maccoyii (southern bluefin tuna) is the source of this 1662-nucleotide messenger RNA. RefSeq names its product histone H3. The record is from RefSeq and is a predicted model, not a curated record. Gene Ontology annotation, cellular component: nucleosome. Gene Ontology annotation, molecular function: protein heterodimerization activity; DNA binding; structural constituent of chromatin. NCBI's taxonomy places the organism in Eukaryota, Metazoa, Chordata, Actinopteri, Scombriformes, Scombridae. Bases 184 to 594 code for a protein of 136 amino acids. The transcript has a single exon.